This is a messenger RNA of Peronospora belbahrii, 1005 nucleotides long. Lineage: Eukaryota; Oomycota; Peronosporomycetes; Peronosporales; Peronosporaceae. The record is from the annotation of a GenBank genome assembly.
AUGGAGCAAGCUUUGCAAUUACCAAGACUUCAUUUGGACACAUUUGUAGUGCAGCCAAAGUUUCUUGAUCCUAUUGAACCACCUACAGUGCCAUUUCCUCCACCAACAUGGUGUUUGCACAAACCUCCUCGUUCGAUUUCAUUAGUAGAUGUAUAUAAAGACCAUGUAUUGAUUGCAACACAUACUGUGGACCAAAAGGCAUUUUACAUUAUUGGACGCAAUGCUGCCGUAUGCGAUAUCGUUUUGAGUCAUUGCUCUAUUUCAAGACGUCAUGCAAGCAUCGUGCACCACGAAAAAGGAGCAACAUACCUUGUUGACUUUGGAUCUGCUCACGGAACGUUCGUAGACGGAUUGAGACUAACAGCUUUGCAGCCGACGCUUGUGACUAAUGGCGCUGUACUAAAGUUUGGGGCGUCUUCGCGCUCAUACAUAUUUAAGUCAUUCGAUUCUCGCGAGCAGAUUGUUGAAAUGAUCAGCAAUCGUAGGGGUCUUCCACGUGAUGAACUGGAAUUGCAGCAGAAUACACUGCUCAAUUCACAGAUUACGCACCGAUUGGAACUUUCGCCUACGAGGCGCAGUAUGCCACCAAUGUUCCCAAUGGCACCGGUGUGUCAGGUCUCUGAGCUUCAGCUUCAUUCUCAAGCUCCAGACCAGGAUUCGCUGAUGUUAAUGGUUCCUGAGUGCGACCGUAGAGGAAGCACUGAUGGAGUUCAGGUGCUGGGACUUGCAGGUAUUGGACCAGUAAGAAAGCGCUCUCGUGGACAGUCAGGAAAUUCUCAGGCUUCGGGUUCGUCCGAUCAGAGUGGCAGCACAGCAGAUCUGAGUGUGUAUAUGGAUGACCCGACCGACUUGCAGCAGGGUGAGCCGAAGCGCGUGCACUUCUGCGGUCAGCCACCUGAGAUUAUCCCGGAUCCUUUGGAUGAGGAAGAUACAAUGGAUCCUGACUCAGAUGAUGUGCGUGUUCGUGAAGAAUUGCGAAGGACAGAACUAUCCAACAGCGAUUGA